Molecule: messenger RNA, 1871 nt
Organism: Cryptotermes secundus
Lineage: Eukaryota; Metazoa; Arthropoda; Insecta; Blattodea; Kalotermitidae
Gene: Urod
Product: uroporphyrinogen decarboxylase
Exons: 1
Coding region: 156-1214 (352 amino acids)
Biological process (GO): heme biosynthetic process
Cellular component (GO): cytosol
Molecular function (GO): uroporphyrinogen decarboxylase activity
Source: RefSeq, a predicted model, not a curated record
GUGUAUGGGUGACAGCUGACUGGUGACAUGACUGGUUUAAAGCGAAAUUCACUUGAAAUUUAAAUUUGUUUCUUGUUACGAUACUGAGCAUUGUGUGAAAAUUUGGUAGUGGUGAGAGAAAAAUACAUAAACAUCAUUAGAAGCGAUUUUAAAACAUGAAGUUUCCAGUAUUAAAGAACGAUCGAAUUCUACGAGCAGCACGAGGGGAUGAUGUAGACAGAGUUCCGAUUUGGAUAAUGCGUCAAGCAGGACGAUAUCUUCCAGAAUUUCGCGAAUUGCGAUCGAAACAUGAUUUUUUCACAAUAUGUCAGACUCCCGAACUUGCUGCUGAGGCGUCCCUACAACCAAUUCGAAGAUUCGACCUCGAUGCAUGUAUAAUAUUUUCGGACAUUCUUGUUAUUCCUCAAGCGCUUGGAAUGACUGUUGAGAUGCGUUCUGGAGUAGGCCCUGUAUUGCCAGAGCCUCUUAUUGCUCCAAAAGACAUUGACAGACUCGACAAUACAGCAAGCAUUGUGCAAAAAUUAUGUUAUGUUGCUGAAGCAAUAUCACUAACACGUAAUAAACUUGAUGGUAAAGUACCUCUGCUUGGGUUCUCAGGAGCGCCGUGGACAUUAAUGGGCUAUAUGAUUGAAGGUGGAGGUUCGAAAACAUUGUCUAAAGCCAAAGCAUGGUUAUAUCAAUAUCCAGAUGCUUCUAAGCAUUUGCUGAAAAUUCUGACAAAUGCAGUUGUUGAUUAUUUAGUGAUGCAGGCAUGUGCAGGUGCUCAGCUGCUGCAAGUGUUUGAAUCCAGUGCAGAACAUUUGGGUCCAGAGUUGUUUAAAGAUUAUAUUCUUCCAUGUAUCCGAGAUAUAUCGUUUCGUGUGAAGGCUGAAAUUAAGGCAAGGGAGCUAGAUGACAUUCCAAUGACAAUUUUUGCUAAAGGUGCUCAUUAUGCUUUACCAGACUUGGCAGAAAGUGGUUAUGAUGUUAUAGGACUUGAUUGGACUAUAGACCCAGAAGAAGCUAGGCGGAAGGUUGGUUCUGGUAUCACUUUACAAGGAAAUCUUGAUCCAUGUUCUUUGUAUGCACCAGAAGCAGAGCUUAAGAAACUGACAAAGGAAAUGUUGAAGAAGUUUGGUAAAAGUCGAUACAUUGCAAAUUUAGGCCAUGGAAUUUAUCCUGAUAUGAAGCCAGAUCACGUGGCUACCUUAAUAGAUGCUGUACAUGAAGUAUGAGAUGCUGAAACAGUAGUACUGAAAUCUGAGUCUUGCAGUGUAAAAUGACAGACUGAAAGGGCUGUGAUUAUUCCAUAACAUUUAAAAUGAUAUGUACCAUAACAUAGCAUACAGCUAUGUUACAGUCCAUAUCAAUUUAAAUAAAUUAUGUUGCAUGAAAUGUAGUUUGUUGAUCUGCAUACUUGUAAUCCAAUAGUUGAUAGCUUUGAUAUAACAAAUGUAUUUUCAACAAAAUUAUAAAAAGAAGAAAAUUAGAGGUUGACUCUAAGAAAGGUUACAAUUGUGAUUCUUUAAUUUUUAAAACAAGUUUCUAUGAACUACAUUAAAUAUUGAAGAUGAUAAUAGUCACAUUCCUACAUAACACAUGCAUUUGAUAAUUAUAAUUAAAUAACCCAGUCUGGUAUUUAUAUUACAUAAAAUCCUGUUAGAACAUACACUGACAUGGAUGUGUCUGUGCACUUAGGACAACAGAAAACAAAAGAUUUUGAAAAAUUAACAAGGAGGAAGUAGUACUAGCUAUGGCCCCACCAUAGCUCAGGCAGUUAGUCACUGGCUUCCCAGUGCGGUGAUGCGGGUUUGAACCCUGGUCUGGUCAUGUGGGAUUUUUAGUGGACAAAGUGGCACUGGGGCAGGUUUCCUCCAAGUACUUUAGUUUUC